GUUUAAAAGGGGAAGCCGUCUUGUGUCCUACCUUCCCAAUGCCUCUGAUCAGACGGCUUCUCCAUUUCGUGCGUGGCGAGAACUAAGCUGUCCCCGGGUGCAGAAAGGACUUUGCUAAAGUCACAGAGCCAUCACCUGCUACUGCCCAGAAUAUAUACAUCGCUGAACACUUUCUGGAAGCAAUUUGACAAAACGCAUCAAGAGACUUAGAAAACAGGUGGAUGGAUACCUCUGGCUCCUUCAACUCAUCUUUACCAGGGACAAUGGAGGCUUUGAUGGCCGGAACUGAGACGGUGACAGCGGAUGCGUCUGUCAGGACCACACUGUUCGACUAUGAGUUCUCGCUGCCAUGUGAAAAACUCAACGUCAAGGAGCUGGGCUCCCGCCUCUUGCCCCCACUGUAUUCCCUGGUGUUCGUGGUUGGUCUGCUGGGCAACGCGAUGGUGGUGGUGAUCCUCACAAAAUACAGGAGGCUCCGGAUCAUGACCAACAUCUUCCUGCUCAAUUUGGCCAUUUCUGACUUGCUCUUCCUGUUCACUCUGCUGUUCUGGAUUCAUUACAGCAGGUGGAACGAGUGGGUGUUCGGCCACUUCAUGUGUAAGCUCCUCUCCGGGCUUUACUACAUGGGCUUAUACAGCGAGAUUUUCUUCAUCAUCCUGCUGACCAUAGACCGGUACCUGGCCAUCGUCCACGCCGUGUUCGCCCUGCGGACCCGGACCGUCACUUUCGGUAUCAUCAUGAGCGUCCUCACCUGGGGCCUGGCAGGGAUAGCAGCCCUCCCUGAAUUUAUCUUCCAUCAGUCCCAAAAUGAUGCUGAACAGUACAUCUGUUUGCCCCUUUAUCCAGGAGGCCAAGAGGAUAAUUGGAAGCGUUUCCAUGCUCUGAGCAUGAACAUCCUCAGUCUGGCCCUGCCUCUGCUCAUCAUGGCCGUCUGCUACGCGGGAAUUAUUAGGACACUGCUGAGAUGCCCCAAUAAAACCAAGUACAAGGCCAUCCGGCUCAUUUUUGUCAUCAUGGUGGUCUUUUUCAUGUUCUGGACCCCUUACAACCUGGUCCUCCUUCUCUCUGCUUUCCAAACGAUCUUCUUUGAGGUCAGUUGUGAGCAGAGCAAAUGGCUCGAUGUGGCCAUGCAGGUGACAGAGGUGAUCGCCUACACGCACUGCUGCGUUAACCCCAUCAUCUACGCCUUCGUCGGGGAGAGGUUCCGGGAGCACCUCAGCCACUUCUUCCGCAGGCACGUGGCCACCAACCUGGGCAGAUACAUCCCGUUCCUUCCCAGCGAGAAAUCAGACCGAGCCAGCUCUGGCUCCCCAUCAACGGGGGAACAGGAGCUCUCUUUUGUCUUUUAGGCCAGAAGCGGAAAAAUACCUAAAGCGGAGGCGCCGGGCAGAUGAAGGAAACACAUUAAGUCCAUCGCGUUGACUUUAACGCCAGCCCUUUGAACUUCUAGCUCGAUGCCGAAACUUGUAAAGACAUUAAAGCGUAUACACAAUGGGGUCAGCAGACCCGUGUGCCCCGGGCGUUAACGGGGGUCACUAGUUAGUCAGUUCACUUGCCGUCCACACAGAAGUUUGCUCGGUUCUCGGAAGAGUUACAUCCAGUGUAAUGUACCCAAGUGUUAGCUAGUCACUAUAUGCAGCUAUGAGCAGGUAAAUCAUUUUACAGUUUAAACCUUAACUUUAGCUAGCUGUUGCAUAAAUGAAACGUAUUUCACAAAAUACAA
Messenger RNA from Puma concolor (puma), 1723 nucleotides. RefSeq names its product C-C chemokine receptor type 3. Gene Ontology annotation, biological process: inflammatory response; immune response; calcium-mediated signaling. The record is from RefSeq and is a predicted model, not a curated record. Gene Ontology annotation, cellular component: cytoplasm; external side of plasma membrane; membrane. Gene Ontology annotation, molecular function: C-C chemokine receptor activity; C-C chemokine binding. NCBI's taxonomy places the organism in Eukaryota, Metazoa, Chordata, Mammalia, Carnivora, Felidae.